AAAAAAAAGCUCAAUCUUAAUUCAAACACAUCAAAAGUAAAAGCCCUAACAUCUCCCUUCUCUCAUAUAUCGCCGCCAUUUCUCUACCGUAACAAAAUGACAACCACCAUGAAACUCACCGUAAAACCCCAAACCCCAUGCCUUACCGCCAUUACCACCACCUCCAAACCUCAUACAUCCUCAUUCCUUCCUCUCCGCCGCCGCACCAUCUCCCCAAUCCGCAUGUCCCUCCGCGACGACGGUCCAUCCAUCGCCGUCGUCGGUGUCACAGGCGCCGUCGGACAAGAAUUUCUCUCUGUCCUAUCCGACCGUAACUUCCCUUACCGCUCCAUCAAACUCCUAGCCAGCAAGCGUUCUGCCGGCAAAGAAAUGACAUUUGAAGAUCGCAAUUAUGUUAUUGAAGAGUUGAAUAAUGAUAGCUUUGAUGGAGUUGAUAUUGCACUGUUUAGUGCUGGUGGUUCAAUUAGUAAACAGUUUGGACCUUUGGCUGUGGAAAAGGGAACUAUUGUGGUUGAUAAUAGUUCUGCUUUUAGAAUGGUGGAAGAUGUACCGCUUGUUAUUCCUGAAGUUAAUUAUGAGGCUAUGAGUCAUAUUAAACUUGGGAAUGGGAAAGGGGGUUUGAUUGCUAACCCUAAUUGUUCUACUAUUAUUUGCUUGAUGGCUGCUACUCCUCUUCAUCGUCAUGCUAAGGUCACACGUAUGGUUGUCAGUACAUAUCAGGCUGCAAGCGGUGCUGGUGCGGCUGCCAUGGAAGAGCUUGAGUUGCAAACUCGUGAGGUUUUGGAAGGGAAGCCUCCGACAUGCAAUAUCUUUAAGCGACAGUAUGCCUUUAAUUUGUUCUCCCACAAUGCACCAAUACUUUCAAAUGGAUACAAUGAAGAGGAAAUGAAGCUAGUGAAGGAAACAAGGAAAAUUUGGAAUGAUAUCAAUGUGAGAGUUACUGCUACUUGUAUAAGGGUACCUGUUAUGCGUGCACAUGCUGAGAGUGUAAACCUUCAGUUUGAGAAACCCCUUGAUGAGGACACCGCGAGAGAAAUCUUGAAGAAUGCUCCUGGUGUAGUGGUAAUAGAUGAUCGUGAAGCAAAUCACUUUCCAACCCCCUUGGAAGUGUCGAACAAGGAUGAUGUUGCUGUUGGCAGAAUAAGGCGUGAUGUCUCUCAAGAUGGAGAUAAUGGGUUGGAUAUCUUUGUUUGUGGUGAUCAAAUACGCAAGGGCGCAGCACUUAAUGCUGUCCAGAUUGCUGAGAUGCUGUUAUAGAGUUGUUUCCCCUCAUUUUUUUAAUGGAGGCUUACAUGGCCUGAUUUUGUAUUGAAAGUGUUAGCAAUGGAGUGAUCCUGUAUCUUGAACACGGGCACAUUUGUACAAUCGAGUUGUUUUUUGGUUUUCUGAGGUAAAAAAUACGGUGAAAUGUACGUGUUUCUGUUUUGUUGUACUCGUCUACCCUCACUUUGAUACCAGUUUCUGAGUUCUCUCU
Molecule: messenger RNA, 1474 nt
Organism: Amaranthus tricolor (Joseph's coat)
Lineage: Eukaryota; Viridiplantae; Streptophyta; Magnoliopsida; Caryophyllales; Amaranthaceae
Exons: 7
Coding region: 97-1257 (386 amino acids)
Biological process (GO): L-threonine biosynthetic process
Molecular function (GO): NADP binding; NAD binding; protein dimerization activity
Source: RefSeq, a predicted model, not a curated record